AUGGAUAGGUCCGAUAUCAACUCAGCUCCAGCCAGCAAGCGAUUAUGUGAAAUUCCUCAGAUUAGUGCUGUCGAAAGUAGAAACAUAUCUCCGGAGAGUCUCAGAAACAAACAUGCUUUUGGAAACCCGACUCCGAUUGCAUUGGGAGGAUUCGUCAUGUGCACUACCCCGUUGUCCAUGAUUCUUCUUGGCUGGGAAGGGGCUGGUGGGCUGGGUGCCGCAAAUGUCGGAACAUACUUCUAUCUUGGCGGUCUGCUCCUGUUGCUUGGCGGUGUAGGAGGAUGGAUUCUUGGGAAUACGUUCCCCGCAGUGGUCUUCUGCCAAUUCGGCGGGUUUUGGUUCGCAUAUGGUGCAACCCUCGUCCCUGGCUAUGGAGCAUAUGGCGCCUACUCUGUGGACGCAAAUAACCCCGCAGAAGGCCUGAAGGAAUCAGCAUUCUUUGCCACUUUUGCAUUCUUCCUUUUUGCCAUGGCACUCCUCUGUGUUGUUUUCUUUGUUGCGAGCAUUCGCACAAAUGUCCUCUUCUUUCUGAUAUUCCUUCUUUUAAUUCCUACUUUCUGCUGUCUUGCUGGUGCUUUCUUCCAUCUUUCUCAUGGAAAUACUGGCACCGCAGCGACACUCCAAAAGGUCGGAGCUGGGAUCUUACUGGCUGUGUCGUUUUUGGCUUGUCGAUUUCCCAUACGUUCUUCCACUGGGCGACCUCUCAAAUUUGGUGAAGGGGGCAAAGAAAUGAGGAUAAUGAGGCACUUGGGUGUUGUAUCAGACACAGUGCAAGCCCUUCAAACUUCAUUGGGGAAAUGGGAUCCAGCUCGUAUAGUGGUCAUCCACAACUUCUCACUUAAGGACUUGGAUGUGCACAUGCAGCUUCACACGCUCCAUCUAGCGAUCCAAGGUCCAUCCCAGUCACGGACCACUGGUGGCCAAGAGGACCAAUUGUUCCAAUCAUAUGUACAAAGCUGUGCAAAGGGUUGCAAAUGUCAUGAAGCGACCACAUAA
This is a messenger RNA of Fusarium redolens, 996 nucleotides long. Its product is annotated as GPR1/FUN34/yaaH family-domain-containing protein. The record is from RefSeq and is a predicted model, not a curated record. The transcript is spliced from 7 exons. The coding region runs from base 1 to 996 and encodes 331 amino acids. Gene Ontology annotation, molecular function: acetate transmembrane transporter activity. Gene Ontology annotation, cellular component: plasma membrane. NCBI's taxonomy places the organism in Eukaryota, Fungi, Ascomycota, Sordariomycetes, Hypocreales, Nectriaceae.